Molecule: messenger RNA, 1869 nt
Organism: Parascedosporium putredinis
Lineage: Eukaryota; Fungi; Ascomycota; Sordariomycetes; Microascales; Microascaceae
Source: the annotation of a GenBank genome assembly
AUGUCUAAUCCCCUCCCCUCUAUUCCUCCUGGUCAGCCGACCGUGGCCAUCCCGGUCGACCAGUCCUCAGGCCUUUGGGACCGCAUAACUAGCUGGGCAUCCGAAAACAAGACCGUAGUGUACACCAUUGCUGGUGUUGCCGUCGUCUUCACCGGCGCCGGCGUUGUUUAUUAUCUCAACUCUCCUUCCCAACCCCAAGAACCUCGUCUCUCCAAGAAAGAGCGCCGCAAGAGAAAAGAGGCCGAACGGAAGGCAGCCGAGACACAAGACGAUACCGCGACCCAGCCCGAGUCCAAGGAGAAGGCCACCAAGGAGCAGCCCAAGGCGGCAGCCGUUGAGUCCGAGGAUGACCUUCCCACCAUUGAUGAGGAAUCGGUUGCCCAGCUCACGACAGAACAACGCAAUGAGUACGCCGACCGUCUGAAGCGAGCUGGUAACAAGGCCUAUGGCGACAAGGCUUACAACAAGGCCAUUGACUUGUACUCGCAAGCCAUCAUCUGCCGGAAAGAUCCCAUCUACUACUCCAACCGUGCCGCGUGCUACAGCGCCCUCUCCGACUGGGAAAAGGUCGUUGAUGAUACCACCACUGCCUUGAGCAUUGACCGCGUCUACCUCAAGGCCAUUAACCGUCGCGCCAAGGCCUACGAAGAGCUCAAGAUGUACCGCGACGCCCUCGUCGGGUAUACUCUCGCUUGCAUCAUUGAUAACUUCCAGAACCAGGCCGCCGCCAACGCCGUCGAGAAGCUCCUCAAGGUCGUAGCCACCGAGGAGGCGCAAAAGCGCAUGGCCGAUCGCAAGCAGACGCUGCCGAGUCACACCUUUGUCAACAACUACUUUGUUAGCUUCCGUGCCAAGCCUAGACCUGCCGGUCUCGAAGAUUCUGCCGAGUUGCCUGCUGGCUCCGGAAAGGAACAGCUUCGUCUUGGCCUCCGUGCCCUCGAGCAGAAGACUAGCCAGGGCUACGAGGAAGCCAAGGAGGCCUUUGACAAGGCUAUUGAGCUCAACGACCUGGGCGAGUACGGUGGUCUUGCCUAUAACAUGCGAGGCACCUUCCGCUGCCUCCUCGGCGCACACGAGGAUGCCAUGGCCGACUUGACCAAGUCAAUCGAGCUCGACCCUUCCAUGACCCAGUCUCACAUCAAACUCGCCAGCAUGAGGUUAGAGCAGGGAGAUGCCGACAAGGCCUUUGAGGACUUCACCACCGCCCUCGCCGUCAACGACAAGGAUCCCGAUAUCUACUACCACCGUGCCCAGCUGCACUUCAUCAAGGGCGAGUUCGCCGAGGCCGCCAAGGACUACCAGAUGUCGAUGGAUCUUGACCGUGACUUCAUCUUCUCCCACAUCCAACUUGGUGUGACGCAGUACAAGAUGGGUUCCAUGGCUUCCUCCCUUGCUACCUUUAGGAGGACCGUCAAGAACUUCCCCAAGUGCCCCGAUGUCUACAACUACUACGGAGAGCUCCUGCUGGAUAUGGGCCAGGUGAACGAGGCUAUCGAGAAGUUUGAGACUGCCGUGGAAUUGGAGAGCAAGAGCACUCCCGGAUCCAUGAACGUGCUUCCCCUCGUGAACAAGUCUCUCGCCAUCUUCCAGAUGAAGCAAGAUAGCGCCGAAGCCGAGAAGCUUUGCCAGAAGGCUCUCGAUAUCGACCCCGAGUGUGAUAUCGCCGUCGCCACCAUGGCUCAGCUCCUCCUCCAAAGAGGCAACAUUGCCGAGGCGCUCAGCUACUUCAGGCGUGCUGCUGACCUCGCCCGCACCGAAUUCGAGAUGAUCAACGCUUUGUCGUAUAGUGAGGCCACCGCUUGCCAGCUCAAGAUUCAAGAGGAGUAUCCCGAGCUUGUCAGCAAGGUGAGGUCCGCCAACUUGGUAUAA